AUGGGCAUCCAGGUCGCGGCGGUCGUGACCCCGCCGCCGUGCUCUUCCCCCUCCUCCUCGUCCUCCUCUUCCUCUCCGGCGUCGCCUUCGUCCUCCGCCAUUGCCACGUCGCCGCGGCAUGCCGUUCUGGGCGUCAGGCUGGCGAGGAGCCAGUCGUCGCUGGCUGGCUGGAACGCCGGUGUUAUUGGCCGGCGGCGCGGCGGGCAGCACGCGAUCAGGCGCGCUCUCAGCGCGAGCAUCGACAGCGUCGGGAGCGACGGCGGGGACGAUGAGGAGUUCCUGAGGAGGAUCCAGGAGCUCGCGGCGGGGCAGCACCCGGGCGGCGGCGGCGGCUGCGGGUGGCCGGCGAGCGUGGAGCGGAGCGCGAGCAGCGUCGGGCUGCCGCUGUCCCUGCUGAUGCUCAAGCGGAGGAAGCAGCAGCAGCAGCAGCUGGAGCAGGGGCGGUGGGACGAGCGGCUCAUCGACUGCGCCGACGAGUCCGCGCGCGCCGCGGUGGGCCGCGCCUUCUCCUCGAUGGUGCUCAUCAUCCGGGAGCUCCAGAGCUUCACGCUGCAGAUGCGGGAGGCGCUCUUCUACGAGGACCUGCAGGGCGUCCUGGCGCGCGUCCACGCCGAGAUGCACGCCUCCUUCGUCUGGCUCUUCCAGCACAUCUUCUCCGGCACCCCGGCCCUUAUGGUCUCCCUCAUGCUGCUCCUCGCCAACUUCACCGUCUACUCCAUGGGCGACAGCGUCGCGGCCGCUGCCACCCUCCCUCCUCCCCACGCCGCCGUGGCGGCUGUGGAGAUGGUGGACACCCAGCAACCGGAACAAUCGUCCCAUUUCCAGCAGCGGUUCGACACCCCCGCGCUCAAGACGUUCUCCACCGGCCGCACGGCCUCGGUGGGCGGAAACGGCGACGGGGGCGGCAAGGUGCGGCCGGUUGCCGGCGCCACCGGCGACGGCCAGUCGGACGAGUCGUCGUACCGACAAAGCGGAGCGGUGGUGCCGCAGGACGUGUCGCAGUCGCAGGCGACGCCACUGGGCGCGGGCUCGGGCUCUGAUGCGUCCGUGUCCGACUCAAUGGCCGUGGAGGAGGCACAACAGACUGUACAGGACGAGCUGGUCAUCUGGAAACGGAUCUCCGAUGAAGCCACCAGGAUGCAGGCGAGCGUGCGUGCAGAGGAGCUGAUGGACCCGGAAAUUCUAGAGCAGCUCGUUGCGCCGGUGGAGGCGCCGAAGCCAGACGUGGCCUACUCGUCGGAGCACGUGGCCACGACGCAGAGAUACGAGCAGGCAGUGUCCGAGGAUCCCAACAGCUCGCUGCUCCUGGCUAACUUUGCGCAGUUCCUGUACCAGGUGCAGGGCGACCUCGACAGGGCGGAGCACUUCUUCAAGAGGGCGGUGCGCGCGGAGCCGGCGGACGCGGAGGCGCUGGGGUGGUACGCGGCGUUCCUGUGGCAGGCGCGCAACGACCUCGCGGCCGCGGAGGAGACGUACCAGGAGGCCAUCGCCGCCGACCCCGGCAACGCGCACCACGCGGCAGCCUACGCGCACUUCCUGUGGAACACGGGCGGUGAGGACACAUGCUACCCGCUCGACUGA
Miscanthus lutarioriparius is the source of this 1581-nucleotide messenger RNA. NCBI's taxonomy places the organism in Eukaryota, Viridiplantae, Streptophyta, Magnoliopsida, Poales, Poaceae. The record is from the annotation of a GenBank genome assembly.